GCACAUCAUAUCAAAAAAUGAAGAUGACAAACAGCUUUUUGUUGGUUUCAUUGGUGUUGAUUUGGUCAUCAGUAAUGGCGGACUUACAGGGAACCGUUAACAUGGUUUACACCGAGAAGCCCAAUGGCGAAAACCAAGACUCCUAUAACCUCCAUACCCUUUCUGCCGUCCUCGGCAGCGAGGAGAAGGCGAAGGAUGCGCUAAUUUACAACUAUGAAAGUGUUGGUGGAUUCUCUGCCAAACUUACUCCCGAAGAGACCGCCCAAAUCAAAAAGCAACCCGGUGUUCUUGAGGUUGUCCCAAGUAAGUCAGCCCAGCUGCAAGCAGGAACUCAUAAUCUGAGAGUGUGAAAAACUUUAAAUUCUCAAUGUUUAAAUGACUAUAUCUAUAUGUUCACAGCACUUUGUAUUCCAAGUUAAUGUACACUCAAAACCAC
Messenger RNA from Cornus florida, 436 nucleotides. Its product is annotated as subtilisin-like protease SBT3.17. Bases 18 to 350 code for a protein of 110 amino acids. The record is from RefSeq and is a predicted model, not a curated record. The transcript has 3 exons. NCBI's taxonomy places the organism in Eukaryota, Viridiplantae, Streptophyta, Magnoliopsida, Cornales, Cornaceae.